This is a messenger RNA of Hippocampus zosterae (dwarf seahorse), 2509 nucleotides long. RefSeq names its product cAMP responsive element binding protein 3-like 1 (gene creb3l1). The transcript has 13 exons. Gene Ontology annotation, molecular function: cAMP response element binding; DNA-binding transcription factor activity, RNA polymerase II-specific. The coding region runs from base 274 to 1761 and encodes 495 amino acids. The record is from RefSeq and is a predicted model, not a curated record. Gene Ontology annotation, biological process: regulation of transcription by RNA polymerase II. NCBI's taxonomy places the organism in Eukaryota, Metazoa, Chordata, Actinopteri, Syngnathiformes, Syngnathidae.
CUGCAUAUUCAUCAGACCGUGGGAGCGACAGCGCUGCGGUUGGAAGACUAAGACGGAGCUCGGCUUUCUCGCAGCUGGAUGGAGACCGACGGUCGGGCCCACACAGAUGUGAAUUGUCGCCACCGUCGAGCGUGUCACUCGCAGCCAAAGUCCAGUGACUGACUCGCGUCCUCCGCGGACGCUGAUAUCGCGGCUGCACACAUGACAGACGUUCAGAACCUUUUUUGAAUGAAUUAGUUCUUAUCAGCACGUGCGCGGCCGUACGCUACAGCGAUGGAGUCUAUUUUAGACACUUUAACGUCCGAUAAACUCUACCAACCUGGAGGCACGCACCUGUUGGACCUGGAGGAACUCCACGAGGGAGAUUUCCUCACCAACGUGCCAUUCUCAGGUGACCAGAUGGACGACUUCAGCAGCGAAUUAUUCAGCAGCUUCUUUGAAGACCACCUGCUAGACCGCCCCCUGCUGGCAGACAGACAUUCUUUCCUCCACAUGGAAACAAACAGCAGUCCAGACAUCCAAGGUGAACACAGCUACUCUUUGAGUGAAGACUCCGCCCCGCAGAGCCCCGCCCUGUCAGUCAAGAUGGACCAAGACUCUGAAUUUGAAUGGAGCUUCAGUCAGGACCUGACGAGCAUCUUAGUGAAACAAGAGGAGCCAGAUGUGGCUCAAAGGUCAGAUCCGCAGCCUAUGGAAGGCCCACCGCUUAUCCUAAGCCCCGCCCCUGCUCGGAAAGGGUCGCUAUGGAGACACACAGUGCGCCCACCGGAUGAAGUUAAGACUGUGGCUAUUAAAGAUGAGCCCAGAGAGAUGGGACAGUACCUCUGCCUGCCCACCGAUGAUGCCCUGCAGCUUCCACCCACUCCUCCCAGCAGCAACCACGGUGACAGUGACGGCUCCCUGCCGCCCUCCUCCCCGCACCUCGCUCUGCCUCCGUCUUCCCCGCAACCACAACAGAGGCCAGCGGGCCGUGGCUCCGCAUCCUCCUCCUCAUCCACGGCCAUCUCGUCUUCGCCUCUACUAACUGCCCCACACAAACUGCAGGGUUCCGGACCCCUCUUGCUGACAGACGAAGAGAAACGGACUCUCGUUGCUGAGGGAUACCCUGUACCCAACAAACUUCCUCUCACCAAGAGUGAAGAGAAGGCUCUGAAGAGAGUGAGACGAAAGAUUAAAAAUAAGAUCUCAGCUCAGGAGAGUCGGCGGAAGAAGAAAGAAUAUGUGGAAUGUCUGGAGAAAAAGGUGGAGAACUACACGUCAGAAAACGGUGACUUGUGGCAAAAAGUGGAAAACCUGGAGACGGCCAACAGAACACUUCUCCAUCAGCUCCAGAAACUCCAAUCGCUUAUUUCAGGGAAAGUUGUCCCGCGCACUUGCAAAAUGGCCUCGACUCAGACAGGGACAUGCCUGAUGAUGAUGGCACUGUGUUUUGUCCUGGUGUUGGGUUCCUUCUCUCCUUGCCUCUCCCCUCUCUCCUUCUUCACUCACGCCUCUUCUUCCUCCUUACAUCCUUCUUCCCCUCCCUCUCAACAGUCAGCGGACCUGUACACCUCCACUAACGUCCGCUCCCGCAGCCUACUCUUCUUCGACGAAGGGUCUCCACUGGAGGGAACUCCCGCAACGUUACUGGUGGAGAGGCUGCGGUCGCAAAACCACAUCCAGACGAGCCGCCACACGGCUGAUGUCCACAAGAACCAGACAAGCGGGCCCAAGUCGGACCAUAGAGAAACUAAACCAAACGACGGUUCAGGUUUCUUCUGACAGCUCGGACCGCCACAGCUGACCCUCCCUCAAGCUUCACGUAGUCCGCCCAAGCCACCAUUGGCACAUAUUUUAUAUAUAACAUAUUUGAAGAUCUCACAUUGUUACAUGGAAAUAAUGACCUCAUAAAUCUCUCUCAUGUUGUUAUAUCAGCACACAUUGCCCGACACUGUUGGCUUCUCCUCAGCUUGCGCACUCUGCUAACAUGGUUCAAACUCGACAUGCUCGUUUGUGUCCUCUCACACAGGAAGCCUUUCAAGUGCCUUCCAUUCAUAUUCAAACCACUUGGCCUUAUACGAUUGAGUCAAGAGUGCCAACUUAAUACCCCGCAAAUUGAAUGUUUAUCUAUAUAUUAUCACAACGUCAAUUCAUUUGUGGCUAUGAAAGCUUUGUGAGUUCUAACUGCAUUCAAGAGGUCUCUCCUCAACCUGACUUCAUGGCAUUCAUUUUGCAACCCAUAAAUUCUACACCUGUAUUUUCCUACUGAAGAGUUCUGACAGGAGGGCGGGAAACGUGACGUAAAGUAUUUUUAUGAAAUUAAAAACUGUGUGUGUGUGUACAUAGUUGCAGCAUAAAAAAAUAGCAUAUUUAAAUUAUGCAACAAAAAAUAUUGUUUUAAAUGUUUGUUCACAUAUUAUCACGUUGGUUUUCUAUGGUAGAUACUUUUAAAAAUGACAAUAUUGCUUCAUAAUAUAUUCAAGCAUUAAAAAAGAGCACAUUUAUGGUCUACAAAAAAAUAAAAUGACAU